This is a messenger RNA of Penicillium hordei, 846 nucleotides long. RefSeq lists its product as uncharacterized. NCBI's taxonomy places the organism in Eukaryota, Fungi, Ascomycota, Eurotiomycetes, Eurotiales, Aspergillaceae. The record is from RefSeq and is a predicted model, not a curated record. Bases 1 to 846 code for a protein of 281 amino acids. The transcript has a single exon.
AUGGCCUCUUCAACACCAUUGGCGAAACGAUCCAUCUCUGAGCAAGAACCUCCGGGAGAUGAACCGUUAAGCUCGCCCGCAAAAAGGCGCCGGGUCAAUGCCGCUGAUAGAACGUCCAUUGAGACCACCGUCGUGCCCAAAGGCUCGGGAGACUUCAUACCCCAAUCUGUUUCCAAAAUAGAGGCGUCAAUCGAACGCGCCUUUAGCUUAAGAAGUUCAUUCGAGGAUGAUAAUUUGCCAAUAGAAUGCGAUUGCCCACCGUUGCGUGGCCGAUCCGACUAUCGCGUCUGGCGCCACCGAAUGAGGCUUGUUCUGAGGAACAAUCUGCUAUUGGAUUUGGUUGAGGGAAAAAUCGGUCAACUCCCUCCAUCCCACUACUUGGAACCCCAAUUAGACAGCCUGAACGAGGCAGCGAGGAAGAUUAUUAGUACAAAUCUAUCUGCCACUACCAGGCUGAUUGUUCGCAAGAUUCGAAACCCACAGAAGAUGUGGGAGAAGCUGGAGAAACACUGCAAACCUUCUGAUUGGAGUGUGGUGCGAUCUGGCUGGCUUGAGUUGCAAAAUAUCAAAUAUAGCCAAUGUUAUGAUGUCUGGGAGUAUGUGUCUAAGGUGGACGAUGCAUGGAGAUGCAUCUGCCUUGAUCAUGAAGACAUUCUUGAAAAACAUGAAUUCGCCCGUUGUGCAAGCCUCAUGUGCUCUUUGGAUACACCUAAGUGGGAAACUUGGAAGAUGGGGUUUCUCUCUGGUCGCAGUAUCAAUAUACCGAGCUGGGCAGGCCUAGUGGAGAGUUUGACAUCGGCCGAGGACAAUGGCAUUGUAUCCGAUUUGAUUGGCAUUGCGAUCUGA